AUGAAUAUGACAGAUACUUUAGAAAUAGAAAAUAAUUGUCUCCGUGAAAAAAACAAUGAAUUGGCUCAAGAAAUUCAGCACUGGAAAAUGGCUGCGGCUGAUAAGGAUAGCGAGAGAUUGAGCCUUUUAAAAAAAAUCAGUCAGCUAAAGCUACAACUCAGCAUGUUAAGAAAUAGAGGUGAUAGUCGUGCUCAACAACUUGAAUCAGCUAUACAGUUGUCAGCUGAGUCUGUUCUGUCACAUUUAGUACAGAGUUCCAAUGAGGUAGCCCACAUUAUAGAAGUAAUGAAAGGAUAUAUGCAAGAUCGACGGGAAAUUGACAGUUCCAGCCCACAAUGGACCAUCAAUAGUAGAAGUUCUGAUAAAGUUCACAAGGUGUUGCCGACGUUAAUGGGUGGAAGGUCUAUACAGCCAGUUGUGUCUUUGAGUCGGACUUUACCAAACAGUAAUGGAGGAGAAACUCAUUCAUCGGAAAUGCCACUCCCUAUGAGAGCUUUACAAGAACUAUACAUACCACUAACAAGGAUAGAUGCGGCGGAAACUUCACAGAAUAGUUACAAUUUAGAUGACAGCCACAGCACAGACAAUUUGGACUUAAAUGAUGAAUCUACGGCGCCAGAAGAAGAAAUGAACGACACCGUAUCAGAAAAUCAGGAGACUAGAAAUUUGGGUGUUGUUAAAGAGGAAGACGAAGAGACACAAUGUUCAUCACGAAGUAGUCGAGACGAGAACCCAUUGGAGGGGCCAAGCUGGUUACUUGACGCGUCUCCUUCUAGAAGUAACGACAAUAUAGGCCGAUCACCGCGCGCGUUCACGCCAACGGUACGACGUAAGAACAUCCGCCCUCGUCCCGAGCCACCUUGCUCGCCUGUUCUCAUACCAACCUUUAUGAAAAAAAACAAAGAAAACGGCCCCGUCUUAAAAGUGCUCGUCGCAAAGAUGAAGUUAAAAUACGAAGACAAUAACUCUGACGUGUUGUCUUUGAGAAAACGGUCGAUGGAAGACAAAGUCACAAUUAAGCCUCGGGACAGUCCGCAGUCCGGGGGUGAUGCUGUCCCGGCCAACUCGAAGGACUCGAGACUACCGGAGUCUCAUAAUAUUCCACAGGAUCCGUCCCAGGAAUAUCGCCUUUAUAGGAACGAUUCGCACGAACCAAAGAGACGGAAGCCCCCGGGUCCGCCUGCUAUGUAUUGUGUACCCAUAGAAACGCCAAAUGGCGGGACUGCGGACGAAAUUAAAUUCGACGCGCCAAGCCCGAAUGGCGCUACGGGUAGAAGUUUUAUUGUACAAGAUACCGCCCAGCCGGGGACCAGCGGCUUGAACCGUUUCGCUGUGUCCAGCCGCGACAGUCAAGCCAGGCGCCCCUCCCACCAUAGCCACAGCGACACAGUGAGCGACACCGACAGUGAAAUCCCCGAAACCAGGUCGAGGAGGCCAAGGAAGAACGUCGUGUAUAAGGAGAAGCCGCUCAAUAGGAAAAUGCGCAGAUGA
This is a messenger RNA of Leptosia nina, 1491 nucleotides long. NCBI's taxonomy places the organism in Eukaryota, Metazoa, Arthropoda, Insecta, Lepidoptera, Pieridae. The record is from the annotation of a GenBank genome assembly.